GCGGAGCGCAGCGGUAGCAGCGGCGGCCGCGUCGCGCCCCGCGGCAAAGGCUCCGGCCGCGGUCAGGCGGCGCCGGGGCGCGGCGGGGUCCUGCGGGCGCGGGGGGCCAUGGCGGCGGGCGGGGCGCUGCUGCUCAACGUGCGCUCGCCGCCGAGCCGGCAGUCUAAGGCUCCGAAAAGAAAGCUGCAGUCACCACAUGGAAACCCACCUUCGAAACGGAAAUGUAAGCCUUCAGCAAGCUCCUUCAAGAAACGCGCUACAGAAGAUGACAUCAGGGAAAACAGAAACUCAUCAAAAAAACCUCUUCCAAAGAAGCAGUCGUCUGACAGCCGAAAUGAGACCCCGAAAAGCAGACCUUUUGUUAAGACGUCCAACUUGUUUAAAAACAACCCUGAUAUCCCAGAAAUUCACAGAAAAGCAGUGCAGCAGGUGCAAGAAGAUGUUUUCACUUCAGAUUCUUUCAGCCAGCUGGACCUCCAUCCCCACCUGAUAUCCACAAUAACCACUGUCUUGAAGAUAUGUAGCAUGACCAGUGUUCAGAAGCAAACAAUUCCUGUGCUGCUGCAAGGCAAAGAUGCUUUAGUGAGAUCUCAGACUGGUUCAGGUAAAACUCUUGCCUAUGGGAUUCCACUUGUACAGUCCUUGCAAGGAAUGAAACCCAAAAUACAGCGCAGCGAUGGGCCUUAUGCACUCAUAUUAGUCCCAACAAGAGAGCUAGCACUCCAGAGCUUUGAAACUAUGCAGAAGCUACUCAAGCCAUUUGCCUGGAUUGUGCCUGGAGUGCUAAUGGGGGGAGAAAAAAGAAAAUCAGAAAAAGCCAGAUUACGUAAGGGGAUAAACAUCCUCAUUUCAACUCCUGGCCGCCUGGUUGAUCAUAUCAAGUCCACAGAAUGUAUUCAUUUUCGUCGCACUCAGUGGCUGAUUAUUGAUGAAGCAGACAGGAUCCUGGACCUGGGCUUUGAGAAAGAUGUUGCUGUGAUACUCAAUGCUUUAAAUGCUGAGAGAGAAACACGCCAGAAUGUCCUGCUCUCAGCCACCCUCACAGAAGGAGUAACACGGCUGGCUGAUAUCAGUUUGAAUGAUCCCGUCAGCAUUUCCAUAGCAGAUAAAAUCCAGGACAGGCUCAAACCAGCAUCACAAGAAGGUAAAGACGCCAUUAGUUCAUCAACCUUCAUGGACCAGGAAAACUUUGCUGUUCCAGAGAAGCUCAAGCAGUAUGUCAUAAUGGUCCCCAGCAAAUUGAGGCUCGUCACUUUAGCAGCUUUUAUCCUCGAGAAGUGCAAGUUUGAAAAACGCAAUAAGAUGAUCGUCUUUUUCUCCAGCUGUGAACAAGUGGAAUUCUACUAUGAGCUCCUCCUAAAGGUCCUUUCAGGAGGUCUAGAGUCUGAACAGCAUGAAUGUUUGUCUGUCUCCUCUGCAGGCUUCCAAUUUCUACGACUGCAUGGCAACAUGGAACAGGAAGAAAGAACAGAGGUGUUCCAGGAGUUCCUAAAAUCCAAGACUGGCAUCUUGCUUUGCACUGAUGUUGCAGCACGUGGACUAGACCUGCCUCAAGUUACAUGGAUUAUACAGUAUAACGCUCCGGCUUCACCUGCGGAAUACAUCCACCGGAUUGGGAGGACGGCUCGCAUUGGCUGUCACGGGAACAGCCUGCUUGUCCUGGCGCCUUCGGAGGCAGAAUAUGUCAGCUUGCUGGCUUCUCACAAGAUUAAUGUCUCAGAGAUAAAGAUGGAGAAGGUGCUCUCCAGCCUGAUGAAAGAUAAUCGUUUCAAAUUGUCCAGAUCAGGAAACAAGAAAUCCUGUGGCACAAACCCUCAGGAAGUCCGGGAGCGGGCCACGGUCUUGCAGACAAAAUUCGAAAAUUACGUUCACUCCAGCGAGGGCACCGUCCGGUGGGCAAAGAAAGCACUGCAGUCUUUCCUUUGUGCCUAUACCACCUACCCCAGAAACCUCAAGCACAUCUUCCACAUCAAGUCUCUCCACCUGGGUCACGUGGCCAAGAGCUUUGGCCUGAGGGAUGCUCCCCAGAACCUGAGCGCUCUUCCAACUGUUGGCUUAAAGAAGAAAAUCAAAGCAAGACAAAAAAGGUCUGACCUUCUCAAGAAGACCCAUGGCAAACGUCGCCUUGCUGAGAUCUUGCGAUCAGAAUAUUCCAGUGGGAUGGACACUGGGGUAUCCAAGGUCAAGAAGAAGAAAAAACAGAGAAAACCUGGCAACCAGAAGAUUCCAACAUAAGUCGGGACCUUCCAGUCGUUUGCUGUGAAACCUGCUGGAGUGCCUCAGCUGGGGGUCAGGGUGACCUGCCAAAUCAACUGAGGAGUGUUUCAAUUUAUCAGGCAAAUACGGGAGGGAUCUUGGGGGAUCUCAGCCUCCUCCCCCUUGCUCCAUAGGUCCAAAUGGAAUUGAAUCCAGACAUGUCCUGUUGCACUGCUGCAAUUAAAUGCAGCUUCCUGAAGAUGUAUCAUGUUUCUAAGGUUUCUUUGCAAGGAAAAUAAAAGAGAUUAAAUAUG
Molecule: messenger RNA, 2510 nt
Organism: Dromaius novaehollandiae (emu)
Lineage: Eukaryota; Metazoa; Chordata; Aves; Casuariiformes; Dromaiidae
Gene: DDX31
Product: DEAD-box helicase 31
Exons: 20
Coding region: 109-2235 (708 amino acids)
Biological process (GO): ribosome biogenesis
Cellular component (GO): nucleus
Molecular function (GO): nucleic acid binding; ATP binding
Source: RefSeq, a predicted model, not a curated record